This is a messenger RNA of Hirundo rustica (Barn swallow), 768 nucleotides long. Its product is annotated as homer protein homolog 3-like. Gene Ontology annotation, biological process: G protein-coupled glutamate receptor signaling pathway; regulation of store-operated calcium entry. Gene Ontology annotation, cellular component: plasma membrane; dendrite; postsynaptic density. Bases 1 to 753 code for a protein of 250 amino acids. Lineage: Eukaryota; Metazoa; Chordata; Aves; Passeriformes; Hirundinidae. Gene Ontology annotation, molecular function: G protein-coupled glutamate receptor binding. The record is from RefSeq and is a predicted model, not a curated record. The transcript has 5 exons.
AUGUCACCUCACACCUGGUGUCACACACACAGUGUCACUACAGGAUUACAGCAGCAGCACAGGAUUUGGAAAACACAAAACCCAAAAUUUUUUGUGCCGGCGCCCAUCGGUGCCACCGAGGAGCCACCGAGGAGCCACCGAGGUGCCACCGAGGAGCCACCGCGCCGCGCUGUCCCGCCAGGUGGUGCUGCCGGCGCCGGGAAUAAAGUCGGGAGAGGAAAAGCGGCCAAACGUGAGCGGGAUGGGGCGGCUGGAGCGGGGAGAGAGCGCAUCGACCCUGCCACCAAGAGGAACUGGAUCCCGGCCAGCAAACACGCCCUGACCGUCUCCUACUUCUACGAUGCCACCCGCAACGUCUACAGGAUCAUCAGCGUGGGGGGCACCAAGGCCAUCAUCAACAGCACCAUCACCCCCAACAUGACCUUCACCAAGACGUCCCAGAAGUUCGGGCAGUGGGCCGACAGCAGAGCCAACACCGUCUACGGGCUGGGCUUCGGCUCGGAGCAGCACCUGUCCCAGUUUGCAGAGAAAUUCCAGGAGGUGAAGGAAGCGGCUCGUUUGGCCAGGGAGAAGUCCCAGGAUAAAACAGAGCUGACCAACCCUGCCCUGAGCAUCACAUCCCACCAGGUGCUCCCCAGCCCCAUCAUCAGCUCCAAUGGUCCGGGAGAGGAUAAACUGUUCCGGAGCCAGAGCGCUGACGUGGAGAUCACCACGGAGAAGGAGAGGCUGAAGAAGAUGCUCUCGGAGGGGUGAGGCUGCUCUGACUCC